Molecule: messenger RNA, 642 nt
Organism: Pieris macdunnoughi
Lineage: Eukaryota; Metazoa; Arthropoda; Insecta; Lepidoptera; Pieridae
Source: the annotation of a GenBank genome assembly
AUGACUCAAAAUCAAGAAAUACAAAAAUCGGUGGAGAAUCUUACAUCACGCCACGACGAACUAUUACAAAAAAUUAGCGACCUUGAAGAAGACAAAGAUAAGCUCAAGCAACGUGUAUCUUCUCUCGAGUCUAAGCUAGAUCUCCUCGAGAAGUCCUCUUGUUGCACAAAGAUUGAAAUGCGUAACUUGCCAAAGCAAGAAAAUCAAACAAAGAAAAUCUUAAUUGGUUCUAUAUUGAGCCUUGGGUCGACGAUCGGUCUGGACAUGCCCGUAUCCGAGUCUGAAAUUAAGAACAUCUUUCGUUCUAAGAAUGAGGCUAUAAUAGUUGACUUUACUACCACUUCCAGAAAGGAAGAUAUUAUCACCAAAUAUAAAAAUUAUAACAGACUACAACGAGCAAACAAACAGCCCCUUUUAAAUACUGACAUCUUCAACCUGCCUGGAGCUCCGAAGACAAUAUACGUAUCUGAACUUUUUACUAGCAAAGCAAAACGACUAUCUUUUGUCGCACAGGAGUACGUCAGGGGAAAAAAACUUGUUGCUACCUGGACCUCAUAUGGGAAGGUGUACGUUAAAAAAGAAGAAGGAUCGGCCGCCUUCCGUAUAGAAGAAGAAUCGGACCUGCAUAAUCUUUUUUUGUGA